UCCGGGUGAACGAACCCAAAUCGCGCGUGCGCUGUUGUGGCCCAUGCUGUGGCGGCGCGGCGAUGGAACCGGCUGAGCUGCAGAACGAGCUAGUGUCAGCCGAGGGCCGGAACCGGAAGGCUGUGCUGUGCCAGCGUUGCGGCUCUAGGGUGCUGCAGCCAGGGACUGCUCUUUUCUCUCGCCGACAGCUUUUCCUCCCCUCCAUGAGAAAGAAGCCAGCCCUGGCUGAUGGCAGCAAUUCUGACGGUGAUCUCCUCCAGGAACACUGGCUGGUUAACGACAUGUUCAUCUUUGAGAAUGUGGGCUUCACCAAGGACGUGGGCAACAUCAAGUUUCUGGUCUGCGCGGACUGUGAGAUUGGACCCAUUGGCUGGCAUUGCCUGGACGACAAGAACAGUUUCUAUGUGGCCUUGGAACGAGUUUCCCAUGAGUAACUGAGGGGACUCGGCGCCACCCUAUAAAGCCGUGCUGGCCGUCUUGGUCUCAGAGGACAUCCUGCCUCCUCCAAGCCUCAGUGCAUGCCUCCUCCCACUUAGUCCUCCAUGUGUCACAGCUGUCCUCACCCCCACCUCCCCGAUUCGGAACAUGGAAAAAUGUGGAAGUCCUCUACAAGUGUGGUCUGGUCCAGGGCACUGUGCCUAGCCACCUUCCUGCUCAGCAAGGGCAGCAGUCACCUUUUCAGCCACGAUGACAGGGAAAGAUGCUCACUUGCUAAUAGUUGAAACUCCACCUUUUUCUUCUUCAAGAAGCCAGGUGUACUAGGCGCAUACCUGCCGGCCUUCCGCUUGGAAGGUGUGAGCAGGAAGGUCAGGAGUUCAAGGCCAGCCUCAACCGCAUACUGAAUUCUAAAAGCUAGCCUGGGCUCUGUGAGAUGUCUCAAAAAACAUAAAGCAAACAAGUAUUUGCAAGUGACUUUGUUGUGUGCGACCUGCUUGUCUACAGCAGUUUAUUCUCUUUAAACGUAAAACAUUUACAAAUGUCAGUAUUUAAACCACUAGUCAGAAACACAUUGCUUCAGACACAUUUUCAGUACUGUGUUCGGACCCUUUGUUCCAGGUUGAUAGUGACAUUCUUCAGUGAAGACGGAUGUGGGCGGGCGUUCUUCCCACAGAUCUCGAGGGGGUUUCUCUUUGUAUUAGUGCCUCACUGCUGCAGUCUGCAUUGUUAACCCCAGGGAGACAGCCUGACUGUGUACCAGGCUCUUUUGGAAUCAGAAUGGAGGAUGGAGGAUAUACAAAGGAUUGCUUAGCUGCAUCAACCUGGGUUUAUUAAGAAAGACUUCUUUAAUGGGUAAGGUCAUAUUUCAUAAAUACAGGUUGUAAGGUCCUCAGGAGUUUGGUUCACUGAGUUCCAUUCCUAGCGCCCACAUCAGGUGGUUCACAGCUGCCUUUAAGGCCAGUUCGAGGGGAUCUGCACUCUGGCCUCUUCAGUUGCCUGCACACGUGUGACGUGCAUACAGACAAGCAGGCACACACAUACAAAUAAGCAAAUAAAAAUUUUGCAAAAUAAAAAACAAAAGUUUCAAUCAGGCGGUGGUGGCACAUACCUUUAAUCCCAGCACUAGGGAGGCAGAGGCAGGCUGGUCUACAGAGCAAGUUCUAGGACAGCCUGGGCUGUCACACAUUGAAACUCCCUCUAUAUCGGCUUCCUGACUGCUUUCCUCACUGAAGUUUUCUGAGGACUCCCUCUUAAAGUAUAGGCUCUGAGCACAGUUUUGCCAGCGCCCUGCUCACUUAGGUGGCUUUCUAUCCCACUCAGAGUCUGUGUGGGCUCCACUGGCAAGGGAGAGACCGUGUUUUCCAGACAGAUAAGCACACCUGAGUGUGGCAUUUGCAGGAAAACAGCUAAGACUACUGACCAGCUCGGGUUAGAAGGAGCAAAGCAAGCAGAUGCUCUAGGGACCCAUGCGCCCUCACUUCACAAGUCAAAGACCCAAGCUCAACUAGGCUUUUAACUCCUGUUCAUCUUCUAACCACAGAAAUGAUACAUGAUAAUUAUAUAUCAAUGUAAGAACCAGUAUAAAGUUCUAACUAACUCACUUCUACUGGGCAGUGGUAAUGUGUAUAUCCUGGCUUCCUAUGUGCAAACAUGUUGUUUUCUAAACAUGAGUUCAUAUUGUACUCUUUUAUAACUUUUUUUUUUUUUUUUUUUUUUUUUUGGUUUUUGGUUUUUCGAGACAGGGUUUCUCUGUGGAUUUGGAGCCUGUCCUAGAACUAGCUCUGUAGACCAGGCUGGUCUCGAACUCACAGAGAUCCGCCUGCCUCUUAUAGCUUGUUUUUCAUUUACCAAAACAGGACCAUCUUCCUUGUCAGCAGACACUGUUGCCAAUGCUCCAUUGUAUUGCUGGGCUAUAAUUUCUGUAAUCCACUGUUGUGUUGCCUACAGUUGCCCCUAACAGUGACAUGACAUACAAGGGUGUGAACUGUGUUUUCAUCCUUAUUUCCUCGGCUUGCAUCUUAAGAAGUGAAGUUGCAGGGUGGGCAUGCUGUCAAAGCUCUGCUGUGCGGACAUUCUUCAAGGCCACCUUGUCACCCCACUCCCCCUUCAGCAACGCGAAAGAACACUCAGUCUUCCCCUCCCCUACUAGCACUGGGGGGUUUUAUCAUUAAGAAACACUUGCACUUCCA
Messenger RNA from Chionomys nivalis (European snow vole), 2627 nucleotides. RefSeq names its product RAB interacting factor (gene Rabif). Gene Ontology annotation, cellular component: cytosol; membrane. NCBI's taxonomy places the organism in Eukaryota, Metazoa, Chordata, Mammalia, Rodentia, Cricetidae. The coding region runs from base 63 to 434 and encodes 123 amino acids. The record is from RefSeq and is a predicted model, not a curated record. Gene Ontology annotation, biological process: small GTPase-mediated signal transduction; post-Golgi vesicle-mediated transport. The transcript is spliced from 2 exons. Gene Ontology annotation, molecular function: guanyl-nucleotide exchange factor activity; zinc ion binding.